GCAGCUCGAGGUCACGUCGGUUGGAGCCGAUGAUUAAAACGAGCGGAGAGUGGAAGCCUCGUGCGGUGAUGCCCUCUGAUUUCAUCUCGCUUCUCAGCGCGGAUUUGGAUCUUAAUUCGCCCAAGAGUUUGUAUUCCAAAGAAUCUGUGUAUGAUCUACUGCCAAAAGAGCUGCAGCUUCCCACUAGCGAGAUAAGUAUUGCAUCAAUGAGUCAGAAAAGUGGUGGUGAAGCAACAUCUCCUCCUUCAGCUGCAGUUGCUCCUGAUGUCUCCUCCAGCGGUGGUCAAAGCAGCACCUUCACCCCAUCUUCCAAUCCUAGCAUGCAUUCUACCUCAGUAACUGACAACACAUCUAUGCAAGUAGAUAGCUGCACUCCAGAACAGGGGGUAAGUGGCCAUGGGGUAAGUGAAUUACUGAGCUAUGAAAAUCAGUUAAGUAAUGCCCCACAGCUGCAGUCCAUGCCCAAAAGGAGGACAGUCCUCAACAUCUCUCCACCACCUGAAGACUUGCUGGAUGACAGCCGGAUGUCUUGUCAAGAUGAUGGAGGUGACUCUGAGCAGAGCAGCAAUAUUUGGAUGGAAGAGUCAGGCUCUAAUUUCAGCAUUAUGAGUUCCAGUUCGUACAAUGACAACACAACAGUGCCACGGAAGUCACGGAAACGUUCACCUAAACAACGACCAGGCUUUGUACGUGUGGAUGAUGAAGGGUCGAAUAUGGAUGUAUUUGAUGCAGACAGUGGACCAAAAAGAAUAACAGAGCCACAGAAAACUUCUUUAAAGAAGGGUCCAGCGCUAACUGGUCAUUAUCCUGGUAAAAGUGAGGGCAAAGAACUCAAAGUACUUGUUCAACCUGAGACACAACACCGGGCACGAUACUUGACAGAGGGUAGCCGUGGUUCUGUGAAAGAUCGGACGCAACAAGGUUUUCCAACUGUAAAGUUGGAAGGUUAUAAUGAACCAGUAACCUUACAAAUUUUUGUUGGGAAUGACUCUGGUCGAGUCAAACCUCAUGGUUUUUAUCAAGCUUGCAGAGUCACUGGACGAAAUACCACUCCUUGCAAGGAGGUGGAUAUUGAAGGAACAACUGUGAUUGAGGUCAGCCUGGACCCUGGAAACAACAUGACACUAGCGGUUGACUGUGUGGGAAUUUUGAAACUUCGAAAUGCUGAUGUUGAAGCGCGAAUUGGUGUUGCAGGAUCCAAGAAAAAAAGUACUCGUGCACGGUUGGUAUUCCGAGUUAAUAUUAUUCGUGCUGAUGGGUCUACUUUAACUCUGCAGACACCUUCAUCAUCCAUCCUAUGUACUCAACCAGCUGGAGCACCAGAGAUAUUGAAAAAAAGCUUGCACACUUGUACAGUGAAAGGAGGAGACGAAUUAUUUCUGAUUGGAAAAAAUUUUUUAAAAGGCACAAAGGUUAUUUUUCAAGAGAGUAAUUCUGAAGAGAAUAAUCCUUGGAAAGCAGAAGCUGAAAUUGACAUGGAACUUUUCCACCAGAAUCAUCUAAUUGUUAAAGUUCCUCCAUAUCACAAUCCACACAUAACGUCACCUGUUUCAGUUGGAAUUUAUGUCGUAACCAAUGCUGGAAGGUCACAUGAAAUGCAGCCUUUUACUUUCACCCCUGAUCCAGUGAGUUCCUCAGAUGUCAGUGUGAAGAAAGAAAUUCCUGUCCCACCAUGUUCUUUUGAAGAGACAAUGAAAGCUUCAGGAAUGAAAGUCCCAGGCUGUUCCUUGGAAGAAGCGGAUCUCCCUACUACUUUACUAUCACCCAUGCUGCCAUCAGUUGUGAUAAAGAAAGAAGCAACGACUCCAAUGGAUGUGGUAUCAAAUCAGACACCAUCUGCAGCUUUUGAAGUUCAAGAGGUGGGAGCAGGACAGCCACCUUUGGAAAUCUCUUCUAAUGUCCAAGCAAGUGCACCGUUCUCUGUAUCUGUAUCUGUGUCUCAUCAAGGGGGAGACACUGAACAAUGCCAGCAAAUUCAACCAAGUAUGUUUCCAAAUACAGAUACUUUGACAACUGUACAAAAACAAGACAUUUCUCAGCCAUGUGCUUUUCCAGCAUCUAAAUGUUCCAGCCAGCUCCAGAAUAAUGAAGGUUUGCUUCAACAAACAACCCAGUUUCACAAUGCUCACAUAUUGCUAGAUUCAAGGGAGGUACAAACAAGAGAAAUUUUGCAGGCUGAUGCAGCCAAGAUAUCCUUAUCCCAAAUUCCCGAGUCUGCACGGCAGCAAAAACAUCAGCACCAGAAGCAACAACAAUCAACGACACAAGCACAGGCUCAGGCCCUGCAAGAGCAUUCACCAAACUUAUUUCAACCAAAUGACAAUGUAUCACAGUUGCAGAAUGCUUUGCACUCUAUGCAACAAAGAAACUUUCAAACAAAUGCUAACAGUGGCAGAAGUGACAAUGUUAAUCUUGUUCAUCAAGCUUUGGAGGCAAGUCAGCAGCAAUUAACUUCUGUUUUAUUUACUGGAUCUAGCACAUCUGAGACAAUGCAGCAACCUGUGGAGCAGGUACAAGACCAGAUCAAUGCAGAUUUAUUCCAUCAAGUCAAUUCGAUGCAGAGCUCCCUCACUCAAGGUUUAUUCUCAAAUUCUGACAACACAUCGCUUCCUAGGUCAGACAAUGUUCUCUCUGCACCUGAGAAUUCAUUGUCAAAUCAACAAGUGUUAGAAACCUCGACAGACAUUUUGAUGGAAAUGCAACAGAACAUUUGCCCUGGAUCAGGACAACUCCAGUCAGACAUGUACCAAUCCUCUAAAGUAUUGAGUGCCCAAGGUUCUUUAAAUGGAGCCCUCCAGCAAGGUGAUAUUUUUCAGCAGUCCACUCAUGCUGUGUCUAGUUUGCAGUCCAGUGAUGAAAACCAGCAUCAAAUAUCCCACAGUGGAAUUUUUUCACCUGCUACAACUGUUGCAGGGAAAGAAAACAAAGGAAAUCCUCAGCAGGCAACUUCUUCCCCAAGUGUCUUUCAGUGCUCUAACUCAAUGGUUACAGUGGAAGAUACCUCAGUGCAGUCGAACCAGAGACAAACCAACAUGUUUGAGUCUAUUGUGCAGAUGCAGCAGAGUGGAGAUAGCCAGCCUCAAGUAACUUUGUUUUCUAAUACAGAUGGUAUGAUGCAUGUAAAAAGUGGUGGCUCUUCACAGCAAUCUGGGAUUUUUCAACAGGGUGGAGAAAUGUUGUCAAUGCAACCUGGAAACUUCCUGCAGCAAUCACAUCCAUCAUCUGAACUGUUCCAUCCACAAAAUUCUCUAAAUCAAGUUCAAAGUACAAGCCAUUCUCAAGAAUCACAGUCUGGACUUUAUCAUUGCUCUAGCACUAUGCUACAACAUCAGAACAAUGCUGCUUCCCAGGAUCAAGUACAGUCAACGUUGUUCCAUCCUCAAAAUUCAAUGGCAGUUCUUCAAGGUUCCUCAAUUGGCCAAGACCAGCAACAAAGCACACUCUUUCUUUCUCCAAACUCUUUGCCUCCACUUCAAGAUAGCAACAUGUCACAAGAUAAGCAACCAGUAAACUUCUAUUCACCCCAAAGCUCAAUCCAAGCACUCCAGAGUUCAGGAGAUCCUGAGCAGCAAUCUGUGAAUGUCUUUCAGACCCAGACUCUCGUGUCUCAGAUUCAGAGUACCAUGAUUCCUCAAGAGCAGCAACAUCAACAACAGAGUCUUUUUCAACAUCAGGUCACAAUGUCCUCUCCCCAGGCUAACACCUCUCCUCAAAAUCAGCAAGCAUCAAUGUUUCAGACCCAACAUUCAAUAGCUACACUGCACAACAAUACUUCACCUCAAGAUCAAUCUCAGAAUGUUCUUUUUAACUCUCAAAACACCAUUUCUCCAAUAAAUAGCAGCAUGACUUCCCAGGAGCAACAACAGAAUGUCCUUUUUAAUUCUCGGAGUACUGUGCAUUCUCAGAGUACCGUGCCUCCAAUGAAUACAAAUUUGGCUUCCCAGGAGCAGCAAAACCAAAAUCUUUUUCAUACUCAACCUAAUAUGGUGGCUGUUAAUCAAGAACAACAAUCAUCCAUGCAAUUCCAAAAUCAGACCACAGUUUCAACACUUCAAAAUAGUGGGACACGUCAGACAGAUGAACAACAGCCAUCAGUUUUUCACAACCAACCUCAAAUGCAGUUAGUUCAGAGUUCAGGAGAUUCUCAAAGUCAGCAGGUCACACUAUUCAUUUCCCAGACAUCAAUGUCUGCAUUGCAGAACGAUAUAAAUCAACAAGAGAUGCAACAGUCCACUAUUUUUAAUCCACAAAGUAACCUGUCUGUACUUCAGACCACCACAUCUGUACCAAGUCAACAACAAAGUUCACUUUUUCACCCACAAGGAACGAUGAAUCAGCUUCAAAGUACACCUGCACCUGCCCAACAACCUACUGGCUUGUAUUUGUUUGGAAUUCAAAAUGAUUGUGGACAGUUAAUGAAUAUAACAAAUGUAUCCCAAUCAUGUCCCACUGGACCAUCAACGUUAUCUGAUCAACUACUUGCGAUGAGCCAGCCAGGACAGGCACAGACUGAAGGACAAGCUGUUUCUACACUUCUUCCCCAGCAGAUGACUGACACAAGGCAACUGUCAUCAACCAUUACUGCAGAAGAGAACAUGGAAAAAAUUGAUGACAUCCUCGUGACUUUACAGAACCAAGGAAGCAACAUCAGCCGAUCUUUUAAUCCAUAGAGUUUUAUACAAUGCCAGUUUAAGAAGAUAUGAAGAAAUUUCGAACUUUGUGAAACUAGAAUGCUAUUGUAUGAAGGGAAAGCAGACUACAUGAUUGUUCUACGAAGGGAUUGAUAUUGCUUAUAUCCAUUUCAGCUUUUAAGCCAGUUCAUGUCCUCCAUUUCUAAACCUUUGAGUGCAUAAAUGCAAAUUUUUAAUAACUCCUUUACUUAUUAGCAUCUCACUCCAAAAGGUAAGCUAUCUUACAAAGUGUAAACCUACAAUUGAUCAACUUGCCAAGUGUUAAAAUGCUUUGAUGUAAUUGUAAUUAGGCAGUAACCAUUUAUGAUUGUCAAUAAACCCAUGGUAACUGUCGGUUAGCCAGGAAAUUAAGAAUGCUGAUAACAAAUUUAAAAAUGUGUUAUGUCGGUUAGAAAAUGCAUGAUCUGACUGUGGGAACUAUCCACAAAGCAUGAAUCCAUGAGGUAAUAAAAGGCAGUACACCCUGGCAACACCACUUCAGAAUUUAGCACAGACAAGGAGAUACAAAAGUCUUUUCAUCUGGGGUAGGAGCCAAUCUAGCAACAAUGAAGAUACUCAGCAAAUGGAAAAUGGAUUUAAUUAUUUUAUGUAUUUUGUCUAUACUAGAUUUUUUUAAAAACAUCUGUGAUCCUAAUAAACAGUGAUGUGGGAAGGCUAGCAAUCUCUCUAUAUUCUUCCAUUGGGUCCACAGAGUUUAUUUUUACUAUUGUAUUAUAAGCUCAGGAAUGAGUCUUCAGUUAACUUGGCCAUAUUCUGAUAGUAAACAAAGAAGCAAGAGAGAACUUAACUUGUGUUCCUAUCAGGAAACUCUGCUCACUAAUUCAGCAGCUCUUGAAAAGGCAGAGCUCACUAAAUCCAUGAAUAAAUAACUUGCAAAAAUCGGAACAGCUUAGUGCACUUGUAUGGAAUAAAUGCCAUCAUUGAUAUGAGAGGUGGCAUUGCAGACACUACAUUUGAGAUAUUAUACAUACAGCUUUCUGAAGCACUAUGUCAAAUUUAGCUAUAGUUGUCACUUCCAGUCCUGUUUUCAAAUGUCAGCUCUCUUGAUUACUUGCAUUGACAGUAUAUGUAACAUAUCCAUUAGCCCACAAAGGGAAAAUAACUUUUUCUGCCUCUACCUAGAGCCUGUUAAUUUUAAACCAGAGUCCUUUAUACCUUUGCUCACUGCCUGAAGCCUGUUCCAUCUGCAUCAUAAAGUUAUCUUCUCAACAGCAAUCAAAUAAAUGACCUUUCUACUCAUUAACAGAGGAUAGUCUAUCGGGCAGCAGUUAAAUAAUCAGUUAGCUCGGUUGAGCAUGUCUGUAUGGUUAUUUGAUUUGAAAAGGACCUGCAAACUCUUCCUCUUGUUUGCUAGGUAAUCUGAAUUUUAGGACCAUCUGUCCACCUGAUGUGUUAUUUAAGAACCAGGAGGCAGGGUUUAAACUUCUAAGCAACACAACGCCAUAGUUACUGAUUAGUCUAUAUUCACUUUUACAGGAUUGCAAGUAUAGGAGUAAUCACUGUUUACGUAAACAAACACUCUUAUGGAGACUCACUAGCUGGGUCACCUGCUGAGAAAAUAAAUGCUUGGAUGGUUUCGCUAGUGUUCAUUUGCAGAGAUUGCUACCUUCCUCGUUUCUGAAUGAUGAGUUUGAAUAUCAAUGCCACUUUGCAAACAAAUAUGCAUCAUACUGACUUUUGAUUUGGACAUCCAGGAUUGAAAUUGAAGAAAUGGGAAGCAUGCUGAUCUGUUUUCAUUUAGGUGGCAAAUGGAGUUAAACCGAUCUCGUAUGAAACUGCAACAAUCAGGAUAUAUCUAGUAGUCAUUAAGUAAUUCAAGGGUGCAAUUUCUUUAUUUGGAAAUUCCCACCCUAAUCUAAAUAAUUGGUGCCUUAUCUUUUACCUUCCUGAGUACCUUCUCUUCAUCCAGAAAGAUUUUUAAAAAUGGAGGGUAAUAGCCUUCAAGUUAUUCAGGUUAGUGGAUUGUGUGUUUGGGGUACUGCUUCAUGUAGUGGUCAAACCUAGCAAAACCCUUCACUCUAUUUGAAGAAAAUUUCAUAUUUUUGUUUCUCUGAUACUGUAGGAUUCCCAGUAUUAUUAAAUAGUGCCACUUAAGGAGGUCAGCUUUAUCUUACUCAGUUACUUUCAUUUUUAAUUGAAUUGUAAAUAAGUUGCACAUUUUCUUUUGCACACUAUAUACAAGAUCUAAUUCUCAAUUUUAGUAACUGAACAGUGACAGAGGUCAAAUGCAUAAUUAAAAAUUGUGUGCAUGAGAGGAAUUCUGAAACUGAGUGCAACAUUUGUGGUGAUGUAAGUUAAAUCACUUCUUAUACAUCUCCCAAUUGUUAUUUUUGAAUUGCAAAUGAUCUGGAAGCCAUUGCAAUUUUUAGAUCAUUGGGAACAUUUCCCCUGCAAGCUAAUCUCAACUGCUGUUUGCUGUUGUAUACUAGUAACAACUGACUUUCACUUAAAUUUGGAUUUGGACUCAGUGUUAAGCUUGUAAUGUUAAUAUGUAUCAGAAUUUGAAUAUAUUCCAUAACUUUAUACUUUCCUAAUUUAAAGUGAACUUUUACUAGCUACUUGAGUAUUAUACAGAUCUAAUGUAAAUAUUGUGUUUUUGGUACAGUUUAUCAUGAUGUCAAUCAGUAUUACGUUACAGGUAGCAAGUCAGGUUUCCUUGGUGCAAGGUACUUCUAUAGCAAUCUCUGAAAAGUGGUAAAAUAUCUGAUUGAGGAUACUUGGCCUAAAUCUAUCUACCUUCACUAAAACAACCCAAUUUUCUGUAACAUGUAAUUACUUGUCAACUUUAGCAGAAUUUAUUGACUAUUACUGGUUCCUAAUGUUCAUCCAUGCCUAAUAAUUAAAGUGAUUAUCUCUAUGGAGUGUAGAUAUGAUUGUACAUUUUUUAAAAAACACGAACAUAUCUUUGUGAAGCAGAAAUGGAUGUAAGACAAUACUUGAGCGGUCACUCUUUACCAAGAAAAAAGCUUUGUUUUCAUUUUUUUUGCAGCACUCUUAUUAGCACUUCUGGGAUGAGCUGGGUAUUGUAAGUGAAAUAACUCUUUUUCCUUUUGGGAAUAUAAAGCUCUUGGGGAGAAAAAUGUUGGCAAAUGUUUUUUACCAGUGAAAUUUCCAGCACUUUAUUCAGCUAAUAUUGUGACCAGUAAUUUCCCAUAAUGUUUGUGAUUUUUUUUCAGUCAACUGUCCACUGUACUACUUAAGAGUAUUUAUGUUUAUAAAAAAAAUUCUUUCUGUUUACUGUAAAUAUCGAAACUAUUUUCUUAUUGUGCAUAUUUUGAACCAUGCAAAAAAAAAGAUAAGCAGCUACUUCCCUUCAAUGAGGAUGUUUUUGGUCGUACAGGCUUGUUCUGAAGGGAGUUUCAGUUGCCUGACCAGCUUUUGGGUCAGUUGUUUUAAAUACAGAAUUUCUAUUCAGAUUUGUAUGGUUUAUACCUAUUGUAAGUUUCAUUUUUGGGAGGUUCUUUUUAUAUAUAUGUGUACAUGUAUAUACACGCAAAUAUAUAUAAAAUGGUAUAAUAUUUUGUUAUAUGUACUAAUUGAGUACAAUCAAAUAAUAACUUUACCACAUGUUUUUGUGGUGGCUUUGUGAAACUAUCAAAAUUAGUUUGAAAUGGCACUUUUGCUACCAUUUUUGACUGAUUUAAAUACUUGUUUUCAAAGGAAAUCAAAUAUUUAUGGGGCACACUGUGAAGUAACAGGGCUAAAUGUAUUUUAAAUAUGUCUUUUCAUGAGAAACCAUUUAAACAGAUCAUGCUGAAUGAAAAUGUAUUUUUAUUUUUUGAUUUUAGCACACCAUUGUUUUUAUCAAGAGACAAAACUGAAAUCUAAAAUCUGAUUUAAAAAAUUACGUAGACGAUCAUCUUUUGAGUUCACUAUUUAUACUAAAUAUUGUUUUGUCAUGUACUGUUCUGAUUCCAUUACUGCCUAUAAUCAUGGGAGCACAUGGUAGCAGCCUAAAUAGAUAAAAAAUGAAUAUAGGUUGCUGGCUAAAAACAAAACUGAAUUUAUUGUGCAUGUUAAUUCUUCACAUUUAUAUUACUAUUUAUGACUGUCUGUAAUCUUAUGUUUGUUCAGCAACAUCCCAUUCAAUUCAUAUUAUCAUAAAUAUCUCUAUGUAAUAAUAUAACUUCAGUCAUUUGUGUUUCUUAUUGUACAUGUCAAAUUGGCAUUAGUUUUGCUUUUUAUUGAGUAUCUUUAACAAAUUAAUUGAAUGAUAAGAUGAACCAAAUACUUCUAAAUAUUUUAGAUAAAUAUUCCAAAAUGUUGUUUUAUUUGAUUAAUUUAUCUUUAAAGACAUCAAGUAGUUAAAAUAUAAGGUACUUAUUUCCUUUUGGAUUGUUCAAUCCACAUUCAAGAGGUUUCCAUCAGAAGCUGUUUGUUUCCUCCAUGUCUCGUCCCAACUAUUCUGUUUCAUCAGAAUAAAAGUAUCCAUGUCCACUGGCUGUAAUAUUUGCUAAUUCAACCAAGUAAUUGUUAGACUUGCGGAACAAACUAACUUAACUAACAUGCUUCCAUUUGCAUGAACUUUUAAAAGCUAAUGGAUAGGAAAUCUGGGUACAAAUAAUUAUAGUGUCCAAGUAGUCAGGGAGCCUAAGGGUAACACAGCUAUUGCUUACCUUUCAUUAUCUGUCAUAUUACUGGUACUGUGUUCAGCUUUGAAAUACCCUGUUCAGUAAUUGAAGCAUGUCGUUUGCUUAGCUAAUUUUAUCUGAAUACUUUUGUACUGUGUUGAAAGGAAUAGGAAUGUCAUUCUUGCACAAUGGAUCAUAGCAAAAUUGUUGAUUUUUAAUUUAGCCAUGAAUUUUACAUUGAAUUGUUUUUCAUUGUGAGUAUUUAGGGCUAAAAUUAGGGUGACAGGCAUCUUUUACAAGAUAAAGAUUAUUAACAUAGCUUUCAUGCUUGAAAUAUUUGGUAUUACUAAACCAUUCACUCCUUAAAGUGCUCACUAGUUCCGUGGAAGAUCUGGAUCUAGAAAAUUAUUGCACCUCUCGAAUAGACAGUAAUUGAACCAGAGCUUUGCACAAAUUAUCAGCUUUGUGGAAAUCAGAGUUUUAAUACUACUGUUUCAUUGGAUCUUAUUAUGUUCAGUUAUAUAACAUUGAUAUUUUAUGUUGUGUAAGAAUGCUUCAUUUGGAAAGUACACAUGAUAAUUUUAUUGAUUCCACAUUUUCAAUAUUUACAGAUCACCAAAUCAGCAUAGCCCAAUGUUGUGUUUUUGCUUCUUUUAAGAUCAGCCCUCCACUUCGUGCAUAAAAUGAAGAAUUUUCCUUUACAUAUUCCUGAUAAUGACCUUAAGUAGUGCUGAUAUUCUGCAUGUUAAAAUUUAGUGUAGAAAUACAAGAUGUCCUUAUGAUUUGACAUUAAUUUUUGACAUUCUUGUAAUAACGAAGCUUGAUUUUUUUUUUAAUACACUUUUUAAUAAAAGUUGUAUUUGUGUCUUGGUUUGUUUCACUUGUAUUCUUCUCCUGUGGUUACUUAGCUUCACCCACCUGAAAAGCUCGGAUGUGCACGUCAUGUGAUAAACCAUGAACAUUAAUAAGUUGUCUGCUAUCAGACAACAUUCAAUUUCAUGAUUUUGCUGAGUUUAGAAAAACAUCAUCAAUUAUAAGCAACUACUGGAUGCCAGUGGAAAAAUUCACAGCUAUUUGGUCUAGACUCUAGUUGCCACCGUGGCUCAUAAUUUUAAUUGUUUUAAAUAUUGAGAAAAUUUAAUGUAAUUCUUUCUAAUUUAUAACUCACACUGGCAUACAAAUCUGCCUGGUAAAAAAUAAGAAUUUCCAGUUUUUGAAUAAACUAGAAGGCAUUAUUGGAAAUAAAAUAGGUUUUUUUUUGGUUUGUGGGGUGGUGCUAUGGAUUGCUGUGUUGCUGCUGAGAUUGUUUUGACAUAAACCUAUAUCCACUCCAGAUUUGUUUUCAGCGGUUUUUAGGAAACAAUGCUUAUUGUAUUUGUAAUCAGAGCAGACUGGUUUUGCUCAUUGUUAAUUGAGGACAACAGAUAUUAACCUUGUCGCAACUGUAGGAAUAAUGCAAACUGAAAUGUCUGCUUAGACACUGCAUCCAGAAGUUUUAUCAAAACGUAUGUAUAGGAAAAAUCAAGUCAACAUUUUUUUAAAUCCUAAAAUUAGUGCACCUUAUUUAAAAAUUGCACAGAUACUUAAAGUUGCCCAAAAUAGAUGAAAUCUGUAUAUUUUUGUGAUUUCUGCAGGUGUUCAAAUGUUGUAGAAUAUGGUUUCAUGUUGGAUAUUUUUGCAGUAGAUUUCAUUUGGUGAGUUACAGUGUAUUGCACUAUCAGAUCUGUAGAUGUUCUGAGAGCACAGCAUAUAUCCAGCACUCUAUAAUUUGGUGUAUAAUGAACAAUCAUGAGAAAAGAUGCAAUGUGUAAAUUACAUGUCCAAAACUGAUUUAGCAAAUAAACAAGAAAUGCUGUUCUAUAUUGCUAAAUUGAACUUGCAAUGCUUUUGUGUUGUCCCUUGACAUAGUCAAUAGAUGACUUUACUUAAACCUUUGUUUAUCAAGACAUUCUCCAUUUUUUCCUUGUUUUCAUUACUCUUUCACCCUUUCAUUGCCAACGCAGAGUUUUGUCUCAUAUUCAUUAAUACAGUCUCAAAAUGAAGACUGAGAUAAUAGACUUUUUUUUGUAUGUACAGAAACAUGGAAUGCCUCAUUAAUGUUUGAUUUCACUUCACAUUUUUAAAGGAAUGGUUUAGUGAUAACGUGUUUAAGUUUUUUUAGAAUUGUUUCCUAUUUGAAUGAAGUUUAUAAAGUAAUAAGGAAAAUACUUUGGAUGCUGGAAAUCUGAUAGAACAAAGUACUGGAAAUACUCAGCAGGUCUGGCAGCAUCUGUGGAUAGAGAAAUAGAGGUAAUGUACCUUUUGAGUCAAAUUUGAACUAGUAGGUGAAUCAGUAAGGCUGCUCUGGAAUAUGUAUGUGCAAUCAACAAAUUGGAAAUCAGUUUGAGUCACCAAAACUGUAUUGUGGGAGAACUCCACAUAUUAUAAAUUUAUUUUUUUUAAGUGAAACAUUUAAACAGUGAUCUUUACAGAAGGUUUUGAUACUUCACUAUAACAACAAAGUCAUGACUAUUAAGAACUUUUAAUUGAAGUGAGAUUUGUGCUAUAAUUGUCAACAUAUUAGUUUUUAAAACAACUAAUGUAAACAUACUAUAUUCUUCCUUUUAUUGUGGUACAAAAGCUAAUAAUCCAAAGUGUUGUCUUCAUUGUGAAUGGGAAUACAGUAUCAGUAGAUCAUGCCUGCUGUUUCUAAACCAAUCCCAUGUUACAUUCUUGUGACUGUAAAUUUAUUUUCCUUAAGUUCCCAUCAAAUUUGCAGCCAUUGCAUAAAAGCUUAGUUAUUACGUUCUGCAGCAGCUCUUGCCCAAUACUUUAAAUUCAUGUCUCUUAUUCUUUACGCAACCAAUGAAUGGGAACAACCUUUGUUUGUCCAUCUUGUCUAAGUCUCUCAUAAGAUUUAAUAGAGAUGUACAAAAUUAACUAAAUAGUAUUCUCUCCAAGGAUACACCCCUUUCAACUAAAUUCCCUCAAUUCUGGAAUCAUUCUGGUGUAUUUCCUUUACACCUUCUGAAGGAUCCUCACGUUGUUCCGAAGUCUAUUGAGCAGAACUGAACACACUACUUUAGAUUGGGCCUGAGCUGACUUCUAUUAAAAAAUCAACAUAAUUUAUCUGCUUUUUCACUCAGGUUUCACUCUCAGAAUGUCCUGCCACUUUCUAUGCAC
Messenger RNA from Chiloscyllium plagiosum (whitespotted bambooshark), 12424 nucleotides. Lineage: Eukaryota; Metazoa; Chordata; Chondrichthyes; Orectolobiformes; Hemiscylliidae. The record is from RefSeq and is a predicted model, not a curated record.